AUGAAAAAUCACGACUUAACCACCCUCCAUCACGCUAGCGGCUCCUCAAAGAGAAAUAUCUACAACGAAGUUGAAUUUUCCGCCUCUGCUGAAGGAGAACCGCUAAUUUCCUCAUGGCUCCCCACCCUCCACAACACUCUGUCUUCCCUCUUACGCUGGACGGGCGCCUACCCAGCCUACAUCCAGGACGCUCAUCUCGCUUUCGUACGUGAGGCUGUGGGCCCCCGCCUCAAGCAGCCACCCACCACGGCUGAUAGGCUGCACUAUAUUCUGACGCACAAUCACUCGCCCUACGAAGCAAGCCUCGCCUUUGCGUCUCACCAACCGCCCAAGGUGCGGUUUACAGUGCAACCGUUGGUGGACCCUAGCACUUUAGGUGGGGAUCCCCUGGGGCAGAAAGGACUGCGAGAGAAGUUGGAGAAUUUGGCGUCUUCUUGCGGCGCAGACCGCACCUGGUUGGAUGCCUUUGUUGAUUCUGUCUUUCUCACUGCCGAGGAGGAGGCGGGCUUGGUCGAUAAAACGACCAAUGGUAGCCCCGCAGGUGCUCUACCGCGACAGAUCUGCUAUGCCGGGUUUGACUUCGAAUCCGAAGAGAACGAUGGAAAAGCGGCCAUCGGCAUGAAAGCGUACCUAUUUCCGCAACUCAAAGCGCUUGCAACCGGCCGAAGCCUGGUGAGCAUCACCGAGUCUAUCGUUGCACGACUUGCAGAGGGUAACGAGGGUUUGUUGGCCGCCUGGGCAUUGCUGAGAACGUUCCUCGAUUCCUACGGCGCGGAAAACAUCAACAUAUACUUCCUCGCUAUUGACUGCCUCCCUUAUGAGAUGGAACCUCGUUUCAAGAUAUACGCGCACACACACGCCAACUCACUCGCCUCAGCCCGCCAUAUCUUCACCUUGGGUGGCCGCCUGGCUCAUUCCACGGAUUUCCUACCACAAGUCUGGCCACUGCUGAUGGACAUGGAGGACAUUCCCCAAGCCAGCAUGGAAGACCUGGAAAAGCCACUAAAUGACCCAGACAGCAAGUAUUGCGGGCUCUGCUUCGCAUUUGAGAUGAUGCCGGGCAAGAAUGUCCCGCAAGUCAAGAUGUACGUCCCGAUGUGGCAGUACGCGCGCGAUAAGGCUGGAGUCGUCGAGAGGUAUGAUCGCAUACUCCAAAAUCAGGGAAUGAUGAUGGGUGAUUACGACUUGAAAGCAGCUGUCAAAGAUGCCUUGUAA
This is a messenger RNA of Colletotrichum chrysophilum, 1215 nucleotides long. RefSeq lists its product as uncharacterized. NCBI's taxonomy places the organism in Eukaryota, Fungi, Ascomycota, Sordariomycetes, Glomerellales, Glomerellaceae. The record is from RefSeq and is a predicted model, not a curated record. The transcript has a single exon. Bases 1 to 1215 code for a protein of 404 amino acids. Gene Ontology annotation, biological process: alkaloid metabolic process. Gene Ontology annotation, molecular function: transferase activity, transferring alkyl or aryl (other than methyl) groups.